AUGGGAAACUCCGGUAGCUCGCAGAAGAUCUCGGCCCAGGAUCGGGCAAUCCUCGAUCUCAAGAACCAGCGCGACAAACUCCAACAAUACCGCAAGCGCAUUACAAACCUCACCGACCGCGAAACAGAGAUCGCAAAGGAAUGCCUCGCGCGCAAUGAUCGGCGGCGGGCGCUUCUCGCACUGCGACGCAAGAAGUACCAAGAAUCAUUGCUCGACAAGACAGAUGGCCAACUUGCGCAGCUGGAGCAGUUGACAGGUCAAGUCGAAUUCGCGCUUGUGCAGAAAGAUGUCUUGUUUGGCCUGCAGCAAGGUACGCAGGUACUACAGACCAUCAACAAGGAGAUGGGUGGGAUCGAGGGCGUGGAGCGCUUAAUGGGAGAAUCGGAGGAAGCUCGCGCUUACCAAGAGGAGGUGAGCCAGAUGCUUCAGGGAAAUUUGUCGACGCAGGACGAAGAGGAUGUCGAAGAUGAGUUGGAGGCUUUGCAGCAAGAGGUGGCCGAGCCGGUUCAUCUCCCUGCUCCUCCUACCAAGGAGCCAGCCAAGCCAGAGCCUGUUGGUGAGGAGUCUACUGGUGAGACUAGGACCAAGGCCAAGGCCCGGACUGCGCUGCCUGCAUGA
This is a messenger RNA of Penicillium argentinense, 618 nucleotides long. Its product is annotated as ESCRT-III subunit protein VPS20. The record is from RefSeq and is a predicted model, not a curated record. The coding region runs from base 1 to 618 and encodes 205 amino acids. The transcript has 3 exons. Gene Ontology annotation, biological process: vesicle budding from membrane; late endosome to vacuole transport via multivesicular body sorting pathway. Lineage: Eukaryota; Fungi; Ascomycota; Eurotiomycetes; Eurotiales; Aspergillaceae. Gene Ontology annotation, cellular component: multivesicular body; ESCRT III complex.